AUGACUCUGAGCGCGGAGAUGUCCGCCGCCGCCUCCGCCUUGGCCGAAGAGACAGACAUCGACGUGGUCGGGGAGGGAGAGGACGAGGGGGGCGGCGACGAGGACGAGGACGACGAGGAGGAGCCCCCUCCCCGGCGGCCCUACGACGACGAGGACGACGACGACGAGCCGGGACCCUUCAGGGCGGCGGGCGGCGGCAAGAGCAGCCUGGUGAAGCCGCCCUACUCCUACAUCGCCCUCAUCACCAUGGCCAUCCUGCAGAGCCCCAAGAAGCGGCUGACGCUGAGCGAGAUCUGCGAGUUCAUCAGCGGCCGCUUCCCUUACUACCGCGAGAAGUUCCCGGCCUGGCAGAACUCCAUCCGCCACAACCUGUCGCUCAACGACUGCUUCGUCAAGAUCCCCCGCGAGCCGGGCAACCCGGGCAAGGGCAACUACUGGACGCUGGACCCGGAGUCCGCCGACAUGUUCGACAACGGCAGCUUCCUGCGGCGCAGGAAGCGCUUCAAGCGGCAGCCGCUGCCGGCGUCCGACCUGCUCCUCCGCGGGCUCGAACCCUCCGCCGCAGCAGCCGCCUUCCUUCACCCGCCGCCGCCCGCCGCCCAGCCGCCGCCCGGGCACCCUGGCCAGCCCCCUGCCUACGCCUAUGGGCCUUACAGCUGCGGCUACGGCCUCCACCUCCAGCCCUACCCCGCGCCCUCCACCCUCUUCGCUUUCCCACCCCAGGAGAGGCGGCCGUCGGCGUCGGGCCCCGUCCUGCCGCCUGCCCCGCCUUCUCUCCUGGGCCCGGCAGCAGCGGCGGCGGCGGGACCGGACCUGGCCCGGACUACCAGUUUCAGCUACGCGGCCCAGUUGGGCCCGUCGCUGGCCGCUUCUUUGCACGCGGCCGCCACCAAGACCCCUUCGGCCUUGGCGCGCUCCCCGUUCUCCAUCGAGAGCAUCAUCGGGGGCAGCGUGAACCCCGGACCGGGGAACCGUUGCGGCUCUCAAGCCGCGGGGCUGCCGGUCCUGGCACGAACCUUGAUGGCCUCGCCGUCGCCUUCGCCCUCGCUGAUCUCUCCCGCCGCCGCCGCCGCCGCCGCCUCCUCUCUGGGAACUCUGCCCCACGGGGCGGCCUUGGGCAGCGCGGAAAGCUGCGCGGCCCGGAUUUCCAAUUGCUAG
This is a messenger RNA of Thamnophis elegans (Western terrestrial garter snake), 1158 nucleotides long. It is a transcript of the gene FOXD1, whose product is annotated as forkhead box D1. Gene Ontology annotation, biological process: cell differentiation; regulation of transcription by RNA polymerase II; anatomical structure morphogenesis. Bases 1 to 1158 code for a protein of 385 amino acids. The record is from RefSeq and is a predicted model, not a curated record. Lineage: Eukaryota; Metazoa; Chordata; Lepidosauria; Squamata; Natricidae. The transcript has 2 exons. Gene Ontology annotation, molecular function: RNA polymerase II cis-regulatory region sequence-specific DNA binding; DNA-binding transcription factor activity, RNA polymerase II-specific.